CUUUUGCAUUGCAUUGAGCCUAUAAAACGUUGUCCUCAUCGGUCACUGAGUACAGUAACCUGUGAGCACAUCGCAUUUGAUACUUCGUUAGAUUCUACAGUAAUUUAAAAUUUCAUCUAACAAACUUUCCAAGGAAGCCAUGAAUGCCAUUAAAAAACAACUGCAGAUGCUAAAGCUCGAGAAAGAUCUUGCGAUGGACAAAGCUGAUUUGUGCGAUCAGCAGGCAAAAGAGGCAAAUCGGAGGGAAGAAAAAUUAAGAGAUGAAGUUCGCGAAUUGGCGAAAAAACUUAUGCAAAUGGAACAUGAUCUCAAAGUGAGCAAGGCUCAAUUGAUAAAAUCAAAUAAGGACCUCGAAAUGAAAGAGAGAAUCUAUAUCGUGACACAAUCAGAACUGGCUGUAUUGAAUAGAAAAAUGCAACAGUGCAUGCAGAAUUUAGAAAAAUCCGAGGAACGACGUUUGUCGGCUCAAAUGAAGCUCACGCAAGCCAUGGAAACUGCAGAAGAUGCAAAGCGUAUUUGUAAAGUCCUGGAGAAUAGGAGCAAGCAAGACGAAGAAAGGAUGGACCAAUUGAUGACACAAUUAAAGGAAGCGAGGCUUAUCGCUGAAGACGCUGAUACUAAAUCGGAUGACAUUUCAAGAAAAUUGGCAUUUGUCGAGGACGAGCUUGAAGCGGCAGAAGAAAGAGUUAAAUCAAGCGAAGCGAAAAUUCUCGAGAGAGAAGACGAGUUAUUUAUUGUCGGCAAUAUACUGAAGUCCUUAGAAGUGUCCGAAGAGAAAGCUAAUCAAAGAGUGGAAGAGUUUAAAGCGCAAUUAAAGGAAUUAAAAGUAAAAUUAAAAGCUGCCGAAAAGCGUGCUAUAAUUGCCGAGAAAACUGUCAAGAUAUUUACGAAAGAAAUGGAUAAGAGAGAAGAUUACCUAUCAAAAGAAAAGGAAAAGUAUAAAUUCAUCUGCGAUGAUUUGGACUCUACGUUUUCAGAACUUACAGGAUACUGAACUCGUUUUCGCCAAAUGUUCAAUCGAUUAUCUCUAAUCGAGUUUGCAUUGCGUAAAUAUAAAUAAAAUUUUA
Molecule: messenger RNA, 1067 nt
Organism: Camponotus floridanus (Florida carpenter ant)
Lineage: Eukaryota; Metazoa; Arthropoda; Insecta; Hymenoptera; Formicidae
Product: tropomyosin-2
Exons: 7
Coding region: 140-994 (284 amino acids)
Biological process (GO): muscle contraction; actin filament organization
Cellular component (GO): actin filament
Molecular function (GO): actin filament binding
Source: RefSeq, a predicted model, not a curated record